Molecule: messenger RNA, 2337 nt
Organism: Oncorhynchus tshawytscha (Chinook salmon)
Lineage: Eukaryota; Metazoa; Chordata; Actinopteri; Salmoniformes; Salmonidae
Product: ribosomal protein S6 kinase beta-1
Exons: 15
Coding region: 153-1670 (505 amino acids)
Biological process (GO): signal transduction; protein phosphorylation
Molecular function (GO): ATP binding; protein serine/threonine kinase activity
Source: RefSeq, a predicted model, not a curated record
ACACUGUGUUGUCAUAUCGGCGCUUCACUUGGUUGGUUGUGUGGUGCGCAUGCUCUGUUUAGUAGCCGGUUAUGGCGGCGGCGAUGUGUGUUUGUCCAUGAGGCGGAUGAGCGCGAGCUAUUCUCACCGACUGAACCUGAACGAAAGCAUUGAUGGCGGGUGUAUUCGACAUCGAUUUGGAUCAGCCGGAGGAAAAUGUCUCCGAAGAUGAGCUCGAGGAGGCUCAGAUCAACGAUUUCAUGGACCAGUGCAGCGGCUUUGAAUUCAAUAUGGACGACUGUGAAAAGAUUGAGAUAUCUGAGGACAACGUCAACCAAGGAAAAGAGAACAUCAGGCCGGAGUGUUUUGAGCUGCUGCGGGUGCUGGGAAAGGGUGGUUAUGGAAAGGUUUUUCAAGUUCGAAAAGUUGCUGGAGCAGCAUCGGGGAAGAUAUUUGCCAUGAAGGUUUUAAAGAAGGCUAUGAUUGUACGCAAUGCUAAGGACACGGCCCACACCAAGGCAGAGAGGAACAUUCUGGAGGAAGUGAAGCAUCCUUUCAUCGUGGAUCUCAUCUACGCCUUCCAGACGGGGGGCAAGCUGUACCUCAUCCUGGAGUACCUCAGCGGUGGAGAGCUGUUUAUGCAACUGGAAAGAGAGGGGAUUUUUAUGGAAGACACCGCCUGCUUUUACCUGGCAGAAAUUUCCAUGGCUCUGGGCCAUCUGCACCAGAAAGGCAUCAUCUAUAGAGACCUGAAGCCUGAAAACAUCAUGCUUAACAACCAAGGCCAUGUGAAACUGACUGACUUUGGGCUGUGUAAAGAGUCCAUUCACGGCGGCACAGUCACCCAUACUUUCUGUGGCACCAUAGAGUACAUGGCUCCAGAGAUCCUGAUGAGAAGUGGACACAACAGAGCAGUGGACUGGUGGAGUCUUGGAGCGCUUAUGUACGACAUGCUGACUGGAGCGCCACCCUUCACUGGUGAAAACAGGAAGAAGACCAUUGACAAAAUCUUAAAAUGCAAGCUGAACCUCCCACCCUACCUCACACAAGAAGCCAGAGAUCUCCUGAAAAGGCUUCUGAAGAGAAAUGCCUCAUCAAGACUUGGAGCAGGGGCUGGAGAUGCUACAGAGGUGCAGGCUCAUCCCUUCUUCCGACACAUUAACUGGGAAGAGCUCCUGGCCAGGAAAGUGGAGGCUCCAUUCAAGCCUUUCCUGCAAUCUGCUGAAGAUGUGAGCCAGUUUGACUCCAAGUUCACCAGCCAGACACCAGUAGACAGCCCAGACGACUCUACGCUUAGUGAAAGCGCCAACCAAGCCUUUCUGGGCUUUACGUAUGUUGCUCCAUCAGUACUGGAAAAUGUAAAGGAAAAGUUCUCGUUCGAGCCAAAAAUCCGCUCACCCCGACGGUUUUUGGGGAGCCCAAGAACACCAGUCAGCCCUCUCAAGUUCUCUGCCGGUGACGUGUGGCCCCGGGGCCCAUUGAUGCCCGGCGGAUCCUCUCUAUGUCUCCAGUCGCCACAGGAGCAGGUCAUGUAUGUGUCAACCCCAGAACAGAUGGAUGUGCAGGCCAGCUCUGAGGCCUCAGCCCCCCUACCCAUCCGCCAGCCUACUGGGUCCAACCUGUCCCAGUUCAAACAACAGGCCUACCCCGUCAUGGCCAAGAGGCCCGAGCAUUUACGCAUGAACCUAUGACCAGCAGCUCAUCUUAGAGGAUUUUUUUUCUUUGUUGAUAAUAAUUCUUUAUUUUUUAAGAUAAGGACACUAGAGACGAUGAAACUCUAAAUUUCACUUCUACACACACACCAUCACUACCUGAAGUAUCCCCAAGGCUGUAACCUCCAGUGUGCUGCAGCUGAGCUCGGCAGACUCGGCCACUCCCUCAGGUCCCCUUGACCUCUGCAGCCUGACCCCUAACAGGACUGGACCAGCGGGACGGGGCAUCACUAUGGAUAUUUAACUUUUUUUUUUAUUACUCCAUCCUACCACAAAAAAAAAGGAAUGAGAUAAAACGUAUCAAAUGUGACCCAUCACAAUUCACAGUAACGUGCUGUAUAUAAAACAUCAUCCAAAGUCCUUCAUGUUAGAUGAUUAACUGCUGAUGAGGAAUGAAUUGCUUCCACUGAACACGUGAGAGAUUUGACAGUAUUUCAUGAAGGUUGCUUCCUGGCUCAGGAUGAAAUCAUACAAAUGAUUGUUAAUUGAAAACAUAUAUGAUUGGGAGGGGUAUCAAUAAGCUGAGUUUCUGAAUAUAGCUUUAUGUCUUAAGUAUUUUACAAAAGGGAUGCAUCUACUGUGCUAUAUCAAUUCAUGAGGGCCUCAAUAAAAAUACAUGUUUACUUUUUACAUUUUGAAUUACUAA